AUGGCGAGUUCGGAUUAUACACUGAAUCGGCGUCCAUCAAGAAGCGCCGCAACCACGACAUUUUCUUCUGAGGUAUUCGACAACGAAGUUGUGCCCUCAUCACUCGCCUCCAUCUCGCCAAUUCUCAGAGUCGCCAAUGAGAUAGAGAGCGAGCGUCCUAGGGUUGCUUAUCUCUGUCGGUUCUAUGCUUUUGAGAAAGCGCAUAGGCUGGACCAGAGUUCCAGCGGGCGUGGUGUUAGGCAGUUUAAGACCUUGUUGUUACAACGAUUGGAGAGGGACAAUCCAAAAAGUCUUGCUUCGCGGGUUAAGAAGACGGAUGCAAGAGAAAUUCAGUCCUAUUAUCAGCAAUACUACGAUCAUUAUGUCAGAACUCUCGAUCAGAAGGAGCAAGCAGACAGAGCCCAACUCAGCAAAGCUUACCAGACUGCUGGGGUUCUAUUUGAAGUGCUCUGUGCGGUAAAUAAGACUGAGAAGGUAGAAGAAGUUGCUCCUGAGAUUAUUGCCGCAGCAAGAGAUGUCCAGGAGAAGACGGAGAUUUAUACGCCUUAUAAUAUUCUUCCUCUGGAUGCUGCUGGGGCUUCCGUGCCAAUAAUGCAAUUUGAAGAGAUCAAGGCUUCUGUCUCUGCACUUUGGAACACUCGUGGCUUGAACUGGCCUAAUUCAUCUGGGCUACAGAGGCAGAAAACUGAAGAUUUAGACUUGCUUGAUUGGCUUAAAGCUAUAUUUGGUUUUCAGAGGGAUAAUGUCAGGAAUCAGAGGGAGCAUCUGGUUUUGCUUCUUGCUAACACUCAUAUAAGGCUACAUCCUAAACCCGAGCCUUUCAACCUGCUGGAUGAUCGUGCUAUAGAUUCAGUGACGAAAAACCUUUUUAAGAAUUACAAAAUGUGGUGCAAAUUCCUAGGACGAAAACACAGCUUACGACUUCCUCAAGGUCAGCAAGAGACACAGCAACGGAAGUUGCUUUAUAUGGGGUUGUAUCUUCUGAUAUGGGGUGAAGCAUCCAACGUUCGCUUCAUGCCCGAGUGUCUGUGCUACAUAUUUCACAACAUGGCAUAUGAACUCCACGGUUUAUUGGCUGGAAAUGUCAGUAUUGUUACUGGUGAGAAUAUCAAGCCUUCCUAUGGUAGUGAUGACGAGGCUUUCCUGUGCAAGGUUAUAACUCCUUUGUACCGAGUGAUUGAAAAGGAAGCCAAGAAGAGUCGACAUGGAAAGGCUCCACUCUCAGCAUGGUGCAACUACGAUGAUCUAAAUGAGUAUUUCUGGUCAUCUGAUUGCUUUUCUCUUGGAUGGCCCAUGCGUGAUGAUGGUGAAUUCUUUAAAUCAACUAGUGAUUUGGCACAGGGAAGAAAGGGUGCUCCAAGAAAAUUUGGAAAAACUGUCAAAUCAAAUUUUGUUGAGACACGAUCAUUCUGGCACAUCUUCCGCAGCUUUGAUCGUCUGUGGACAUUUUUUAUACUGGGUUUGCAGGUGAUAUUCAUUAUUGCUUGGGAAGGGAUUACACUGUCGAAUAUAUUUCGGAGGGAAGUUUUAUAUUAUCUCUCAAGCAUAUUCAUCACAGCAUCCAUUCUGCGCUUGCUUCAAAGUAUCUUGGACCUGAUCCUGAACUUUCCAGGCUAUCAUCGAUGCAAAUUCAUUGAUGUGCUAAGAAAUAUUCUUAAAGUCUUCGUCACUCUUUUUUGGGUUAUCAUUCUCCCACUCUUCUAUGUUAAUUCCUUCAAGGGUGCACCUGCGGGUCUGAAGCAGUUGCUUCCCUUUUUCAAUCAAAUAAAAGGCAUUCCACCACUUUACAUAAUGGCUGUUAUAUUAUAUUUGCUUCCAAAUUUACUGGCUGCUAUUCUGUUUCUUUUCCCAAUGUUAAGGCGUUGGAUUGAAAACUCAGACUGGCGCAUAGUUAGAUUCUUCUUGUGGUGGUCUCAGCCAAGCAUCUAUGUUGGAAGAGGAAUGCAUGAAAGUCAAUUUACUCUUCUGAAGUACACUAUAUUCUGGGUGUUGCUUUUGACUUGCAAAUUUUUAUUCAGUUAUUUUGUCCAGAUUAAACCUCUAGUUAGACCAACAAAGGACAUAAUGAGCAUUCGGCGUGUCGAUUUUGAAUGGCAUGAAUUUUUUCCCACCGCUCGAAAUAACUAUGGGGCAAUAAUUGCACUCUGGACCCCUGUAAUUUUGGUUUAUUUCAUGGACACUCAAAUCUGGUAUGCAAUCUUCUCAACUUUGUACGGAGGUGCUGUUGGAGCCUUUGAUCGUCUAGGAGAGAUACACACCCUGGUCAUGCUAAGAUCCCGGUUUCUGUCAUUGCCUGGUGCAUUCAACACAUGCUUGGUUCCUUCUGAUAAGAAACAAAAAGAGAGAUUCUCUUUCUCAAAGAAAUUCGCUGAGAUUUCUGCAAACAAAAGAAGCGAAGCUGCCAAAUUUGCCCAAAUAUGGAAUGAGAUUAUUUGUUGUUUCCGUGAGGAAGAUCUCAUAAGUGAUAGGAAAGGACCUCAGUCUAUCUUGCUCUCUAUCCUAGAUUAUAUGCUUCCAAGUCCCUCUUUUUUGCCCAUCACCUAUUUAGGACUAAACUCUUUGCAUGACUCCAGGGAGAUGGAUCUUCUGCUAGUUCCUUACUCAUUGGGUCAUUGUCUGAAAAUAAUUCAGUGGCCGCCAUUUUUGCUUACAGGGAAGAUUACUGUGGCACUGGAUAUUGCAACUCAGUUUCGAGGGAGGGACUCUGACCUUUGGAAGCGCAUAUGUGCAGAUGAAUAUAUGAAAUGUUCUGUGAUUGAAUGCUACGAAUCCUUUAAACAUUUUCUACAGGAUUUGGUGAUAGGGGAAACUGAAAAAAGAAUAAUUUCCAUCAUCAUUAAAGAAGUCGAGAGCAACAUCUCAAAGAAUACUCUUCUUACAAACUUCCGUAUGGCCUAUUUACCUUCCCUUUGUAAGAAGUACGUGGAACUUGUGGAAUUUUUGAAAAAUGGAGAUCCAUCCCAGCAGGGUACUGUUGUGGUUUUGCUGCAAGACAUGUUAGAAGUGGUUACCGACAUGAUGGUGAAUGAAAUCAGCGAAUUGGCAGAACUUAAUCAAAGUAGCAAGGACACUGGACAACAAAUUUUUGCUGGUAGAGAGGGAAAACCCGCUAUUCGUUUCCCACCUGUGGUUACAGCGCAAUGGGAGGAACAGAUAAGACGUCUUUAUCUACUCUUGACUGUGAAAGAAUCUGCCGUUGAUGUUCCAACAAACACCGAAGUACGAAGAAGGGUUACAUUCUUUAGCAAUUCAUUGUUCAUGGAUAUGCCACGUGCUCCUCGAGUACGUAAAAUGCUCUCAUUCAGUGUCCUAACUCCAUACUACAGUGAAGAGACUGUAUAUUCUAAGAAUGACAUUGAGUUUGAGAAUGAAGAUGGCGUGUCAAUCAUAUAUUACCUUCAGAAGAUAUUCCCUGACGAAUGGAAUAACUUCUUGGAGCGACUUGAUUGUAAGAAAGAUAGCGAGAUAUGGGAGAAAGAUGAGAAUAUAUUACAUCUACGUCACUGGGCCUCAUUAAGAGGACAAACUCUUUGUAGGACAGUUAGGGGAAUGAUGUACUACAGGCGGGCAAUAAAGCUCCAAGCAUUUCUUGAUAUGGCUUCUGAAAAAGAGAUACUUGACGGCUAUAAAGCUAUUGAUGUUCCAUCUGCGGAAGAAAAAGAGAGUAAUAGAUCCUUAUAUGCCAGUUUAGAGGCUAUGGCUGACAUGAAAUUCACAUACAUUGCUACCUGUCAGAAUUAUGGGAAUCAGAAGCGUAGUGGAGAUCGCCGUGCAACUGAUAUCCUGAAUCUGAUGGUUAACAAUCCCUCACUGCGUGUUGCAUAUAUUGAUGAACUUGAAGAAAGAGAAGAUGGACAAGUGCAUAAAGUUUAUUAUUCUGUAUUGGUCAAAGCUGUUGACAAUCUUGACCAAGAAAUAUAUCGAAUAAAGCUUCCGGGAGCGGCAAAGUUAGGAGAAGGAAAGCCAGAAAAUCAAAACCAUGCUAUCAUUUUUACUAGAGGGGAAGCUCUUCAGACUAUCGACAUGAACCAGGAUAAUUACUUAGAAGAAGCUCUGAAAAUGCGUAACCUUUUGGAAGAAUUUAACGAGGAUCAUGGAUUGCGCGCACCCACCAUAUUAGGUGUUCGUGAGCAUAUUUUCACUGGAAGUGUCUCUUCCUUGGCCUGGUUUAUGUCAAAUCAAGAAACUAGCUUUGUCACAAUUGGCCAAAGAGUUCUUGCUAGAACGCUAAAGGUUCGAUUCCACUAUGGCCAUCCAGAUGUUUUUGAUAGAAUUUUCCAUUUUACCCGUGGAGGAUUCAGCAAGGCUUCUUGUGGCAUCAACCUAAGCGAGGAUAUAUUUGCUGGUAACAUUGUUGAUUCAUUGUUUUUUGGCAGUGAUAUGAUAUUUCUACCUCUGCAUAAUGCCUUUCCCUAUACAGGAUUCAACUCAACACUAAGACGUGGAAAUGUUACUCAUCAUGAAUACAUUCAAGUUGGAAAGGGUAGAGAUGUAGGGCUCAAUCAAAUCUCUCUUUUUGAAGCAAAAGUGGCCUGUGGUAAUGGAGAGCAGACAAUAAGCAGGGAUAUCUACCGACUGGGGCAUCGAUUUGACUUUUUCCGAAUGCUAUCAUUUUAUUUUACAACUGUUGGAUUUUAUUUCAGCUCAAUGAUGGUGGCCCUCACGGUUUAUGCUUUCCUGUAUGGCAAAUUUUACCUGUCAUUGAGUGGACUUGAGGCUGCUAUAAUUAAGUUAGCCAGGAAGAAGGGAGAUGAUCCAUUAAAGGCAGCAAUGGCUUCCCAGUCCCUUGUUCAAAUUGGUAUUCUGAUGACUCUUCCCAUGGUCAUGGAAAUUGGACUUGAGAGAGGGUUCAGAACUGCUCUAAGUGAGAUCAUAAUAAUGCACUUGCAGCUAGCACCCGUUUUCUUCACUUUCUCACUAGGAACUAAGAUGCACUACUAUGGGCGCACUCUCUUGCAUGGUGGGGCAAAGUACAGAGCAACUGGGCGUGGUUUUGUUGUUCGUCAUGAAAGGUUUGCGGAAAAUUAUAGGAUGUAUUCCAGGAGUCACUUUGUAAAAGGGAUGGAGUUAGCUAUUCUGCUUAUAUGUUAUAGGCUUUAUGGAGCAGCAACUCCUGAUUCAGUAUCAUAUGGCCUUCUCUCGUUAUCAAUGUGGUUCUUAGUGUGUUCGUGGUUGUUCGGUCCUUUUCUUUUUAAUCCAUCAGGAUUUGAGUGGCAGAAGAUAGUUGAGGAUUGGGAUGAUUGGACAAAAUGGAUAAAUAGUCAUGGUGGUAUUGGUGUUCCUUCGAACAAGAGCUGGGAAUCAUGGUGGAAUGAGGAACAGCAGCAUCUGCUGCACACUGCGCUCUGGGGGAAGAUUUGUGAGGUCAUUCUUGCCCUGCGUUUCUUUGUCUAUCAGUAUGGGAUUGUGUAUCAUCUUCAUGUAGCUAGAUCUGAUAAGAGCAUCACGGUUUACGGUCUGUCCUGGCUAGUGGUAGUAGUCGCCAUAAUCAUCUUGAAGAUAGUAUCCUUGGGUAGAAAGACGUUCAGUGCAGAUUUCCAACUGAUGUUUCGUCUCCUCAAAUUGUUUCUGUUUAUUGGAAUUGUUGUCAUUCUCGUCUUAAUGUUUACCCUACUGAGUCUCACAGUUGGUGACAUCUUUGUGAGCAUCCUAGCCUUUAUGCCGACAGGUUGGGCAUUUAUACAGAUAGGUCAAGCAUGCAAGACCAUGGUGAAGGCAAUUGGAAUGUGGGGGUCUAUAAAAGCGUUAUCAAAAGGAUAUGAAUACGUGAUGGGAGUGAUUAUCUUUGCACCAGUGGCCAUAUUGGCUUGGUUCCCAUUUGUAUCAGAAUUUCAAACUAGACUGCUAUACAAUCAAGCUUUCAGCCGAGGGCUCCAAAUCCAGCGCAUUCUGGCUGGUGGCAAGAAGAAUAAAUAAGACAACUAGAUCCUUUUCAGUCAUCUUGUUACAGAGUCUAGACGGAAGAUGAGAUGAAUGUUGCUGCAUACAAAAAUAAAAAUCAGCAAUUAUGAUGUAGCAGACUGCAUAUGGAGACUGUACAUAAGAACCAUACUUUGAUAUAGUGUUGGAUAAUUUCAUGAAUUCUGAAGAGCAUUGAGUUGGAUCUUAUAACGAAACAGAUUAAACUCCAAGAUUACCGGUUAGAGUCUUAGAGAAGCAAGAAGUGGCAUGUUUGGCCAUGAGUCACAGUCCCUACUGUCCGAAAGGAAGCUAGUCAGUUAAUUCUUGAGUACUACCAUGUGACAUUUGGAAUGAAAACAGCGGUAGUUACACAUGUAUGUCACAAUUGGCUGAGACCAUGUAGGCAAUAGUGAAAAUUUUAGAAUAACUCUGACAGAAGGAA
Messenger RNA from Vigna angularis (adzuki bean), 6343 nucleotides. RefSeq names its product callose synthase 5. Lineage: Eukaryota; Viridiplantae; Streptophyta; Magnoliopsida; Fabales; Fabaceae. Gene Ontology annotation, biological process: (1->3)-beta-D-glucan biosynthetic process. The record is from RefSeq and is a predicted model, not a curated record. Gene Ontology annotation, cellular component: plasma membrane; 1,3-beta-D-glucan synthase complex. Gene Ontology annotation, molecular function: 1,3-beta-D-glucan synthase activity.